UGAAUCCCACACAUUUGCCCAACCAACCACACAAGUCGUUCGUGUGUGUAUCGUGUAUGUAUGUAUCCAAGGCUCCGUUCCAACCAACCACUUCCGCGAUCCUCUUAACCAUCCAAACAAGCAACCCAACCCAAACCAAACCGCCCAAGAAGCAGGGGGGAGGAGGAGCGAGAGGAAGACGCCGACGCCGACGAUGAAGAGGGAGGGAUUGCAGCACGGCGAGGUCCGGGUCAACCGCAGCAAGCUGCUGCGGAUCGCGGAGGCGGAGGCGGCCAGGGCUGCUGCGGCGGAGGCGGAGCCGGGCGCGGUGGUCAGGGCGCCGUCGAAGCCGACGAACGCGUCGAGGGGCACGGGCAAGUGCCGGCGGCCGCGGUGCGCCGGGUGCCACGAGCACCACCCGACGGGGAAGGCCCGGGACAAGGCGAAAGGGGCGCACAAGCUCCGCGCCUGCGACGUCGCGCUCAACCACCGCCUCGUGUCCUGGCGCGUCGUCGACAGCGCCGGGGCGUGGGCGGCCGGCACGGGCAUCCCGGACUACAAGGGCGCCUCCGCGUCCGCCGUGCUGGCCUACCUCGCCGGGGGGAACAGCUGGCACGAAGAGGAGGACGACGGAGGCGCCUCCCUGGAAGCCGCCCCGCCCGCCAGCGGCGGCGGGCUCUCUGACCUGUACGACCUCAUCGUCGGCCACCACGCCGCCGCCGCCGCGGCCCGCCAAGAACAGGCCUCGGCGCGCACCACUGACAUAGACGUAGCAGACAAGGACGCAAUCGAAGAAGAGGAGCCAAUUCAGGAUGCAGCAGAAGCAGCCGGUGCUGAGGAGGAGGAGGAGGAAGACGACAUGGGCUUCUGCAUGGUGGGGAUCACAAUUGCGCUGGAGUUCUCAGAUGGGGAGGAAGACUGGAUUGUGGUGGAGGAGAUCUGAUCUGAUCCGAUCCGAUCCAAAUCAAGAAUUGCAAAUAAAAGAAUGCAAGGGAGGUUUCAUCCAUCCAAUCCAAUCCAAUCAUCCACUGUGUUGGCUCUGUAUGAUCCCUGUCUCUCCCAUCCAUCUGAUGGUGGUGUGCAUAUUAUUGUUGCUCCAGUCCAAUCGUGUCCAUUGUGUAUAUGGUGACUUUUAAUCGCUUAAUUUAGUUGUGGUCAAUUUGGUCAUGGGUUAUGAUGCAUGAUUCAAAAAACCUAAAUUUAUCUAUCUCAUGUGUGAAUAAAAUGGAGAAGGGAACUCUAUCUUCUUCA
Messenger RNA from Oryza brachyantha (malo sina), 1230 nucleotides. RefSeq lists its product as uncharacterized. Bases 194 to 922 code for a protein of 242 amino acids. The record is from RefSeq and is a predicted model, not a curated record. NCBI's taxonomy places the organism in Eukaryota, Viridiplantae, Streptophyta, Magnoliopsida, Poales, Poaceae. The transcript has a single exon.